UGCAGGAAAUAUUCAUGUCUUUUAUUGUAGACCAACUUGAUCUUUAUAAUAUUAUGUCUGAUUUUAGUGAGUUUUGUGAAAAACGGGUGUAAAAUAUUAGUCAAGUAUUCUCAAGUUCGAUUUAAGUUACUAGUAAAUUUAUAAAUAAAUAAAAAUGCCGGCGUAUCAUUCAUCAUUUGCAAAGAACAAUGUAUCCUUGGGAAAUAUGGCUUUAUUGCCUUUAAAAACAAGUUUUAGAGGACCAGCCCCAAGCAGUCCACCGGAUAAAGAUGAUAUUAUUGAUGAAGCACUUUAUUACUUCAAAGCUAAUGUAUUUUUUAGGACGUAUGAGAUAAAGAGUGAUGCUGAUCGAGUAUUAAUAUACAUAACUCUUUACAUAACGGAAUGUUUAAAACGUCUACAAAAAUGUUCAACCCAAAAUCAAGCUAUAACUGAAAUGUAUUCACUUGCUAUCUCUAAAUUUGAUAUUCCUGGUGAUCCAAAAUUUCCUUUGAACUCAGUCUAUGCAAAACCUUCCAGUCCUGCGGAAGCUGACCAAAUGAGACAGUAUUUACAACAGUUAAGGCAAGAAACCGCAGCAAGGCUUGUUGAUAAAGUGUAUUGUAAUAAUGGUAAACCAAGUAAAUGGUGGCUAUGUUUUGCUAAAAAGAAAUUUAUGGAUAAAUCGUUAUCUGCGCCUGGACAGUAAUCCACACUCAACAGC
Chelonus insularis is the source of this 703-nucleotide messenger RNA. It is a transcript of the gene Arpc3A, whose product is annotated as Actin-related protein 2/3 complex, subunit 3A. The record is from RefSeq and is a predicted model, not a curated record. Gene Ontology annotation, cellular component: Arp2/3 protein complex; cytoskeleton. Gene Ontology annotation, molecular function: actin filament binding. Bases 155 to 688 code for a protein of 177 amino acids. The transcript is spliced from 5 exons. Lineage: Eukaryota; Metazoa; Arthropoda; Insecta; Hymenoptera; Braconidae. Gene Ontology annotation, biological process: regulation of actin filament polymerization; Arp2/3 complex-mediated actin nucleation.